GAGGACCGCUCAUCUCCAAACAGACGUUUAUUAUGGUGGGAAAGUGAAGUUCAUUCUGUAUAUAAACCACCAGGCCAAGCCCCGGUGAUGUACAGUUAAUAAAUAAAAAGAUGUAUACAAGAUUGUAUUAAUGGUAAACUGCAGGAAAGUGAGUGGUUGGAAUUUACAGGGAGGGAAAGUUUACUGAAGUGUUUAAAAGCAUGCGAGCUGAUAGGAGAGAAAUAGUCUUUGAGGCUUUUAGGCACUUCAGGCUUUCCGUACUUCUCCUUUGAGUUCCAGCAACACAAACACACCCGAGUCAGCAGCGCGUGAAGUGAAAACACGCAAGGACCAAGUGAUGUGGCCUGAAAAAGUGGGACAACAGCUGCGUCGGCCAACCCGAUCGGUGGCAGGGUGGCUGGUCAGUAAGUUCUUUAAAGUGAAAAACCAGUUCCUUGAGGAGAACGCCGUGCAGCUGUGUGGGAUCCAACCUGCGGACACGGUGCUGGAAGUGGGCCAUGGCCCAGGUCUGGGUCUGCAGUCUGCAGCUGAACUGCUCACAGAGCCAGCAGGCCGUCUUAUUGGGGUGGAUUACUCCGAGUACAUGCACAAGAUGGCAAGUGAGCGAGUGAAGGAACUGUUGGCAAGUGGGAAAGUGACACUGCACCACUGCAGUGUAGAAGCAAUGCCUCUCGCAGACAGCACAGUGGAUAAAGUAUUUCACUGUAACUGCUAUUACUUUUGGCCUGACCUCAGGAAGGGAGCCACUGAGAUACACCGGGUAAUGAAAGCAGGGGGCCUGAUGGUGACCACGCUGAAGCUGUCCGCUGUGUCUAAGGUGGUAGGAAAGCAGAUGAUUCCUGAUGAGAACUGGCACCCGGACACUUACAUGGCGGCUCUGAGAGACUCUGGCUUCACUGAUGUCAGGAUGGAAGACAAACCAUACAAAAACAUCACUUUUCAGGCCAUCUUCGCUACGGCCAUGAAGUGAGAUGUCUAGAGAUAGAGAUUACACCCCUCUUUUUGGUUUGCAUUUUUCCUAAUCUGAUUUAUCAUAAUGAAACAGAUGCAUAAUCAGAACUGUAUCUCCUUUGUUAAUUACACACAGAAAUACACUUUAUAUUGUUUUGUAUGGAAACUGCAUGGUGUGGUUGAAACAUAACUAAACUAGCUGAUAUCAAUGUAAAUUCCAAUGUAGCAAAUAUAUGCAAAGUCAAUAAUUCAACUGAUGUGACAUUUCUUUAUAUGUGUAAAGCAAAGACUAAUAAUUAUUCAUGUUUGGUUUUGUAAGAUAAAAUACACAGGUGAACUGAGUCUGAAGGUGAUCAUACAGAAUGUGGAAAAAACUGGUUAAAAAACAUGACUAGGAAUUACAAUCAAUCAAUCCAAUUUUAUUUAUAUUGUCCAUUUCCACAAAUCACAAUUUAUCUCAUUAGGUUUAACAGAGUGAAGAAAAAUGUCCACACAAAAAACGUAGAAACCUCAAAGAGAGAGACAUCUGAGGAGGAAUCCUUCUCCCGGGACGGACAGGACAACAUGGACGAGAAGCAUUAGACUGGUUUUCCCAGGUGAUAACUGUGAAUGAUAAUAAAAUGUCAUCUGAUGAA
Molecule: messenger RNA, 1586 nt
Organism: Pleuronectes platessa (European plaice)
Lineage: Eukaryota; Metazoa; Chordata; Actinopteri; Pleuronectiformes; Pleuronectidae
Exons: 4
Coding region: 338-970 (210 amino acids)
Biological process (GO): sterol biosynthetic process
Cellular component (GO): endoplasmic reticulum
Molecular function (GO): sterol 24-C-methyltransferase activity
Source: RefSeq, a predicted model, not a curated record